This is a messenger RNA of Megalobrama amblycephala (Wuchang bream), 2193 nucleotides long. It is a transcript of the gene ric3a, whose product is annotated as RIC3 acetylcholine receptor chaperone a. Lineage: Eukaryota; Metazoa; Chordata; Actinopteri; Cypriniformes; Xenocyprididae. Gene Ontology annotation, cellular component: neuronal cell body; intracellular membrane-bounded organelle; neuron projection. The record is from RefSeq and is a predicted model, not a curated record. Gene Ontology annotation, biological process: synaptic transmission, cholinergic; protein localization to cell surface. The transcript is spliced from 6 exons.
CUGUCCACAACCUAUUCAAAAGUUCUAUGAAUUCCCUCAUCUGUAGGAUCCUUGAGAUCUCAUAAGUCUUUUGGUGAGUCCUCAUGAGCGCUAAAAUCAUGACAGUACUGCCAUCUACUGGACAAAUAAGUGAAUAAAAAGAAGAACACGAACAACAUAACAUUUGUGUUGUUCAUUUAAUUUUGAAAUAUACGGACAGAAUUCACGUAAAGGCCGAUGAAGAGUGUAUUAAAGAGUAAAAUGCUAAAUUAUCUAAUAAAACAGGUUAAUAACAGGUCACGAAUGCGAUUGAUGAUUCUGAGGGAGCAGAUUUAAUGAGUCGUCAGUCUAAUCUCACCCGGAUGUCGGAUUAAUGUUUUCAGUCAUUUCCGCUUCAGCGAAUCAACAGGAAAUUUCGUUGAAGUGAUGUCGUGAUGUUGACGCUUGUCACCAUUUGUAAUACAGCAUCUUUUUCCUCUCACGUAUCGAUAUGGCUAUUUCAACAUGUCAGAAGAUCACCUUCGUCUCUUGCAUCGUCCUCUGUAUGUCUUUAUUCCUACCCAAAUUAUUUUUACCCAGAGUGAAGAAAGAAACAGUGCAGUCGGAGGUUGGGCCAGGGCAUUUUCCUCCCUCACGACACAGCCAUUCAUUCCACGAAGAUCAUGAUCACUGGGACACAGACUCUCAUUACAUCAAGAAUUACAAUCCCGAGGCAAUUGCCAGUGUCAAGGGUGUUCGCAAGCCAAAUCUGCUGGGCCAGGUCAUUCCUGUUUAUGGCUUUGGGAUUUUCCUUUAUAUCAUCUACCUGUUCUUCAAGCUGACUUCUAAGGACAAACCUCAUCGACAAGGGUGCAGAUUCCCUAUACUGCAGUCAGAAUGCACAUUUGAAGAGAUGCCUACUUGUCAGCUGGUGCAGCUGCAGGCCAGAAUGAGUGAAAAAAUCAGAGAAAAGAGAAUAUCUAAAGUUGUCCACCCAUCUGCCAGGUCACGCAGGGGCUCACGGAGGCGUGAGGAGAAAAGGCUCAAACAGUUGAAGGAGAUCACCCAAAUGAUGAAGGAGAGACAGUUGCGAGAGGGAGCCACGCCGGAGGAGGAGGCUGAGGAGGCGCCCUACACUGCAGACUGGGAAGGAUAUCCAGAGGAGACCUACCCAGAGUUUGGUCUGCCCUCCCGCAGGCGCAGAUUUCCUAGCGUUAUUCUGGAAGAACCGGACCAAGCUAUUCCCACAGCUGAGGAGCUUGCUGAGAGAAUGGAGAAAGAAGAGGAGGAGGAGGAUGAGAUUGCUGAUGAUGCAUGUAUUAACGAGGAUGUGAAAAUGGAGAAUAAUGAAGGAGAAAAAGAAGAGGACGACAAAGAUGAAGAGGAAUAUGAAGAUGAUGAAGAUGAGGAGGAGGAGGAGGAGGAAGAGGAAGAUGAGGAUGAUGUUGGAGAGGACCAGCCCUGCCUUCCUAAAGGAAUUGAUGAGGAGGAUGAUGACACUCUAGAAAGUCCAAGUGAAAGUGAAGAAAAACAGAAACCAAGCAGGAGACGACGACAAAUCACUUUCAGCGAUCACAGACACGUCUUCCAUUAUCCAAGGGAUGGCGCUGUUGGAUGCAAAUAUGAGGAAGAGGAGGAAGAAGAACAUGAAAGAGAAGAGGAGGAGGAGGAGGGAAAUGAAGAGGAAGAAAAUGUUGAUGGAGACUGUGAAGAAGAAGAGGAGGAGGAAGAAAAUGGUGAUGAAGAGGAGGACGAUCAAUGUAGUGAAGAAAGGCAGGGUGAUACAGAAGAGAAGGAGGAGGAAGACCCAUUGAUGGAAGCCGAAAGCCUGGGAUUUAAUGAUGACGUGGAAUGUGAUUCUGAGGAACAGGAAGUUGACCUCCUUGACUUCCUACAAUCAUACCAACCUGAGGUAACCGUCAUCUCCAAUAAGUCAGAGUCUCCCAAAGCUCAAGCCUCUGGGACUCUUAGAAUGCGUCACAAGAAACAAAAGGUAAAGAAGUGACCCGCCUGUCAAAAUAUACAUUGGUGUUCUGUUUAAUUACCCUCUACCUCUGUAUGAACAUACCUUACUGUGAAUCUUUCUCGCUUUGCUUAAAGAGGCUUAAGGCGUUUCUCUGUAAACUUUCAGGCUUGUCUAGUAAAAACAAAGAUUGCUUUAAUACAUUUCUAAGAACAGCUAGAGAACAUUUUAAGAGUAGAAAAUAUUUGCCAUUAAAAAUUUUGUGAACAGAU